UCGCGAGCGAUUAGCGAACGAAAAAAAGAAAUUGUCUAUUGAUUCAUCGUUGCCCCACCGAUUUUGUGUGAAUUUUUUACUGGAAAUUCAUCAAAUAAAUUAAUUGAAUGGUGAAAUUUAUAAUUCGUCAUAAUCUAGUGCUUAAGUUUGAUAAAUAUAUAUUUAUCAAAUUGUUUGAUAUUCUUAUAUAUCCAAUGUAUCAAGAUUUCAUCGCUCCGAUGCAUCUUUCCUUUCGCUGCUGUCCUUUGAUUUAGCUUUCGAUUGGAUUUUCGCAAGUUCUAUUUGUAAAUACUCGCGGGAUUUGUGAUAACGAGUCACUUCUGUGUUUGUGCGAUCGAUCGUGUAUGGUGGUGUAGUGGUGCAGUGCAGUGAUUGUGUGUGCCGCAAUGUAUCAGUGAGGGGGCGGCACUGAUCUCGUGGGUGCCUCCUCAGGGUGUCAUGUUGGAGACGCGGUCGGUGCGCGCCGCAGAAUCGGUGUGGGCCAGCAAACCGCUGCCGGCGCCGCACGCCAUGGCAAACGCCAGGCAUGGAAAGAAUGCUCAGGACGAUGUCUGCUAUGUAGUUGCCAAGUAUGACUAUGCAGCUCAGGGCACGCAAGAGCUGGACCUCCGUAAAAAUGAGAGGUACCUUCUCCUGGACGACUCGAAGCACUGGUGGCGAGUACAGAAUGCCCGCAGCCAGUCUGGAUACGUGCCCAGCAACUAUGUCAAGAAGGAGAAACCUUCAUUGUUUGACAGUAUCAAGAAGAAGGUGAAAAAAGGCUCUGGAUCGAAAACCCUGCCGUCGAGCAACUCCCCGGUGCGCGGAGGGGCGGAGUCCCCGGGGCGCGCGGCCGCCCGCGGCCCGGAGCCCGCCGACGCGCUGGGCACGGCGGUCGUCAAGUACAACUACCAGGCGCAACAGCCGGAUGAGCUGUCUCUCACGAAGGGAACGAGGAUUCUGAUAUUGGAGAAGAGCAAUGAUGGGUGGUGGCGAGGGCAGUACCAGGGGCACACGGGGUGGUUCCCAUCGAACUACACGAGCGAAGAGGGCGACGCGGAAGACCCCGUGCACACUUAUGCGAUGGCUGAGAAUGUGCUCGAUAUUGUUGUGGCGCUAUACUCGUUCACGUCGAACAACGAGCAGGAGCUGUCGUUCGAGAAGGGCGAUCGGCUGGAGAUCGUGGAGCGCCCGCCCUCCGACCCCGAGUGGUUCCGUGCGCGGGACUCGCGUGGGAACACCGGCCUCGUGCCCAGGAACUAUCUGCAGCAGCUGCACGACUACCUCCAGCAGCCUUACAGCGAGGCGGUGGAGCCCGCGGGCGGAGCAGGCGGGACAGGCGGGGCGGGCGGGGCAGGCGGGGCGGGCGGGGCCGCAGGGCGCGCGUGGUACUACGGCGCGAUCUCGCGCACGCACUGCGACGCGCUGCUCAACCAGCACGGGCACGACGGGGACUUCCUCAUCCGGGACUCCGAGACCAACGUGGGCGACUUCUCAGUAUCGCUGAAGGCUCCGGGGCGCAACAAACACUUCCGGGUGCACGUGGAAGGCAACCUCUACUGCAUCGGACAGCGCAAGUUCCAAACCCUGGACCAGCUGGUGCAGCACUACCAGCGGGCGCCCAUCUACACCAACAAGCAGGGUGAAAAACUUUACCUCGUGCGUCCCUUGCCGCGCGCCACCAUGGCGUGCUGAGCCGCGACCGCGCGCCAGCCCGUCGCGGCCGAUACGACCGCCGCUCCAUUCAGGUUACCCCACCACUGGGCUUCCUUACGUGACCCACCACGCGGGCCCGAUGCGAAUUAGUGGGUGAGUUUUGUUUUGGGCGUUUUGGACUUUAGGCCUACAUUGGGGACUUUUUAGAUUUACAUUCGAAAUAUCAAAAGUGAUUGUAAUGGUAAAUUUAAUUAUUUUUUUUAUUUGCAACAAUGAUUAACACCUUUCGUGCUGUUUGGAACGAGUUUUUUAAAAACAAAAUCAAAUGCAGUUAAAUAAAAGUACUAGGACAGCAUAAAGUUAAACAAUAUGGUUGAUGCCUCGCGAAAAGGAUAGCGAGUUUAUAUUUCAAUUUAAAAAUAAAAUCUAUAUUUGACAGUAUUAUUUGUGAAAUAACGAUGAUUUUAUUAAAGAAAAAAAUUAUACCGAUAUAAUUUAGAGUAUAUAGACACAAAAUAGUUUGAAUGUUCGUGGGUCAUAUUGGUUAAUAGGAAGAAGGGGUCGUAUCAGGUCUAGAACACGCUCGGCUAGUCAAACCUCGACGAGUUAACUUAAUAAAGUCAUUAAACUAGAUGGACGUGGCAGCCCUCAGUAGUUAGACACCAAAAUAAUAAUUUGCUGCCCGUAAUUUAUUUAUUUAUCAGUGGAUCUAAGCAAUAUUGCAUGGAAAUAGUCGGAAAAUUUUUUUACGCAUCUUCAGAGCGUCGAGACGUGAAGAUGUGUAUGAGAUUUUAAAAGCACUGAUUUUUUUUUCCAAAAUCAUGGACAUCGUUAAGAAUUAAAAAUAUUUGCGUUAAAUUUAAUAGCGUUUGCAGAUAAUAUAGGUUCUGACUAUGUACUAGUAAAUAAUGUAAAGUCAAAUAGUAAUGCACAUUUAUCUUCAUUCCAAACAGUACAUGCACAGGAGCGAAGAGAUUUUAGACGAUUUUCACAUUUCUAUACUUUUUGUAUUUAGUAAAUUGGAAAUGUGGAAUGACAGUCGGUAGUAAAUGAUACAGAUAUAACGCCUUUGUCCCUUACGGGGCAGACAGAGGCUGGAAUCACGAAACUCCUGGUAGGAUCCACAAAUAAAUUGGGUUUGUGAAUGAAAAAAGUUUGUGUCAUUUUGAUAUUUGGUUGGUCGACCUCCAAUCGUGCCUCUACGA
Molecule: messenger RNA, 2840 nt
Organism: Plodia interpunctella (Indianmeal moth)
Lineage: Eukaryota; Metazoa; Arthropoda; Insecta; Lepidoptera; Pyralidae
Gene: dock
Product: dreadlocks
Exons: 8
Coding region: 439-1674 (411 amino acids)
Biological process (GO): signal transduction; cell migration
Molecular function (GO): signaling adaptor activity; receptor tyrosine kinase binding
Source: RefSeq, a predicted model, not a curated record